GCGAAAGCUCUCUGAGAUUAGUUAGAAUUGGGCAAAGGACAGCUUAGCGAAACCUCCCAGUUCACUUUAUGAAUCACUAGUAAAUCUCCAGUGAUGCUGCUAUCUCUAUUAAACACCAUCCUCACGCACAGCUUUAGAUCAGCUUUGUCUUCUAAUUAAAUCAGUGCAAAGUCAUCCUAGAGGUCACUUGUUUAGGGAGUUUCCUCCUCAUCCUCCUACCUCCCAGCUGCUAUGAAAUACUGAGAAACAGGAAACCAGACGGUUUGAUGAUCUGCCGCACAAGCGUGUGAUACGAAGGUUGAAAACUGAGUAAGGAUGGAAACAGGAGGAGAGUGAAUUUUCAGGUGGAUAAACACACAGAACACCUUACCUCCCCACAGCACCCUGUAAUCGAUGGCAACUUCCAUCCAGACUCUUCCUCUAACACGUGGCCCCAACAAAAACUUCCGCCACACUUUCCCAGCCCCGCCCCUCUCCCCUCAUUGCGGGAUGGGAAGCGUGGGUAGUCUAGUGGAGAGACCGGAUGUGUCGCCGACUAAAGGGAGUCGCGCCGUGCCCCAGGUGAGACCCAAACAGACCAAUGGCCUCCUGAAGAAAGGCCUCACCCAGAGAGAGCUGCUCAACUACCUCAACAUCACUAGAAAAGAGUCUAAAGCAACUGUAAGCAGUGAUGGAAAGAGGGACAUUAUUGGUGACAGAAAGGAGGACAAUGUUUACACCAAAGUCUACAAUAAAGAUGGCACUGAAGUUGAUCUGACAAAGAAUUCACUGCCAAGUGGGGGCAAGUAUGAAAAGGUUCAUUUUAGGUCUUCUGCCUUCAAGCCUGUCACCCCCAAAAACUUCAGCUCCAUGCAAAACCUCUAUCCGUCUUCCAAAUCAGAAGAUAUGGAUCAUGGCCUGUCUAAUGGAUUGCACAGAGCAUACGCCCAUGUCCCUAAAGCAGUCUCCACCUCCUCUUCGUCUUCCUCACCUUCCCGCCACGGUGGACCAACAUCAGGUGGCACCAAGGCCCUCUCCUCGGUGCGUGUGAUGAGCCAGGAGGAUGAUAACCUAUCAGACUCGGGCCAUAACUCCAUGAGCAGCCUGCCGCCGUACCGACCUCCCUUCCGCCCACACCUGACUCAGAUCAGUGCUUCCAUGGGCCACAUCAACACCAUUGGCUCCCUAGACCGCACAUCUCUGGGCAUGAAGAACAUAGGUUCAGCAGGCAUGGUUAUAGGGGAGAUGCCGUGUCGAAGCAUGGCCACUCUGAGCCGCCUCACUCCAUACGGAAGUGAGGCUCCGCCUCCUUAUGAAUGGACGCUGUCCCUCUCUGUGGAGGACGUGGUGCGGGAUCUGGAGGAGCGCCUGGUGGAGAAAGAGCAUGAACUCAAACAGAUGAAGAGAAACUUAGAUGAGAGCGAGGGUGCCAUAGCUCAGGUGUUUGAAGGGAAACAGCGCCUGUGGGAGAAGGAGGUGGAAGACCUGAAGCGACUGUAUGCUGUUAAGCUGCGUCAGGUCUCCCAACAUGCUCAGCGUUCCCAACGCAGCUUGCAGUUGGAGCUGUUUAAGGCUGAGCAGGAGAAGAAUCGUCUUCAAGAGGAGCUCAAUGGCCUAAAAAGGGAAAUGAACCAAGAGGCUGCAGCCAUGCCGAAGCCAACUAGUCCGACACUGGAGGAGACACAGUGGGAGGUAUGCCAGAAGUCAGGGGAGAUCUCCUUGCUGAAGCAGCAGCUGAGGGACUCCCAGGCAGAGGUAACCCAGAAGCUGAGCGAAAUCUUCCAACUGAAGACGCAGCUCAGGGAAACCCGAACAGAGCUGCGCAGCAAGGAGGCCCAGAUAGAUGCUCUGAAGCUAAUCUUGCAGGGGACGCAUCGUGGCAGGCGUUACUCUCAGGGUGCAUGUGAAGAUGGAAAAGGUGCUGAAGAGAAUUCAUCAGCAGGGACAACAGGAGGCUACGGGGGGCCGACAGAGGAGCGUCUGCGUGCAGAGCUCCUGCUGGAGCGACGCCAGAGCGAAGCUCAGGCCAUGGCUUUUGAGGAAGAGAGGCACACAUGGCAGACAGAAAAGGACAAGGUCAUCCGCUACCAGAAGGAGCUGCAGGCCAGCUACUUAGAGAUGUACCACCGCAACGAAGCCCUCGAGAGGGAGCUGCAACAGCUGAGGGCGGGCAGAGAGAGGGGAGGUGGGGGAGCAGGAGAGGGAGGAGAGGGCAGAGAUGAAACUUUGGAAGGGGAAGUGCCAGAGAUGAGGAGUGAGAGAAGACGGGAUCUAUCACCUCCGCCUGAACCCAGUCAUACUGAUGGUUGGUUUACAGGAGUGUCUGUGCCACAUCAGUCCUCAGCAGAAGAAUAGUGUCUUUUCUGGAAAAACCACAGACAAGCUCUCAAACUGUCCCAUUUACAACUUCUGUGAGAGAGCAAGCUGGUGUAUGAUAAAGACUAACUUUGUUAAACUGAUGAAGAGUCUUGAUAGAAACCAAAGCACUGAAAUGGAUGUCCAGUAAUAAUUCAGCCCCAGUCCAGCGUGUGCAGACAGAUUUGCAUUGUUACACAUUAACCCUUGUUCUGGUAAUAAAGCUCCGUCUCUGGGUUAAGUGUAGAGGAUUAAAAACUAUCUGGCACAAAGGUAGUUAAUGCUAUAUCUUUGCCAUAUCUGUGCCCUAGGCUGGAAAUAUUUAAAAUGUUUCACUCAUUAGGGCCUCCAUUCAGACAUGACCUAUAUAUUUUGUAAAUAAGUGUAAUUUUUAUUUGAUUGGUCUUUUUGUGGUUGUAUUCCAAGCCCACUGUUGUCUUAAAUAUGUGUUCUUCUAUAUCUGUUGAUUGCAGUAAAAGCGAUCGGUAGAUGUGAACGAUGAUUAUUUUUGCCAUGCUUUUUAGUGCGAGCCAUUGCACAUGCUCGAAUGCAUGACUUAAGUGAAAGUUGAUCUCAUUAAUUAAUAUAUGAACAUUCAGAAGCCAGCUCCCUUGACCUGUCAACAUACUGUGACUCUUGUCUAUUUACUGAAAUAAACUGUAAAUGAUAAA
This is a messenger RNA of Melanotaenia boesemani (Boeseman's rainbowfish), 3005 nucleotides long. It is a transcript of the gene n4bp3, whose product is annotated as NEDD4 binding protein 3. NCBI's taxonomy places the organism in Eukaryota, Metazoa, Chordata, Actinopteri, Atheriniformes, Melanotaeniidae. Gene Ontology annotation, cellular component: cytoplasmic vesicle. The record is from RefSeq and is a predicted model, not a curated record. The transcript has 11 exons. The coding region runs from base 394 to 2334 and encodes 646 amino acids.